GCUGUACAGGGGACCCUAAGCAAGGUUCAACAGGCGGGGAUUAAAAACUUUAAAAUUCCUUUCGGAGAGAGACGGGAUGCUGAGGGGAGGGGAGAGGAGCUGUCAAAGGGCAGGUGUGUGUGGGGGCUGCUUGGAGGAGGAGAAAGGGGGAGGAGGAAGAGCCCGGCAAAGUCCCGGACAGGGGUUUUUGGCCCAAAGGAGGAAGACUUAAGGGCAGCCUAAAGCACGCCUCUUGCCGCGGUCCUCCCUCCCCUACGCUGGGGUUCGGCGGAGGGAUCAUCCCGGGGCCACAGGUUCCCAAGUUGGGCGGCCGCCGCCGCCGCCGCCGGAGAAACCCCGGCGGACGCCAUACUAGAAACCAAAAUGGCUGCCCCGAGGAAGCCCGCACAGCGCAGCCAGUAAGGGCCGUGGAAAAGGCUUCCCGCGGUAGGAGGGAGGAAGGGGGAGGGGACCCCUGCCAGGACCUGCGGCUGCUGCUCGUCCUCCUCGGCCCGGGCCCCCCAAGGAGCUGCGUUGGAAAAGGCUUGAAAGUUCACGUGGCCCUCUCCCUUCCAUUUCAUAAAUGAAGAUCCUUAACCCCACCGAAGGGAAAUGGCCAGCCCUGACUCGGCCAGAGGCACCACGGGGAGUCCCACGGAAGGGGGCGAGGGGCCCGCCCACUUUGGGGUUCUCUCAACUUGGAAGCCAUCAAACGCCAUGAGUCUUGAUUAAGCCCCAAGAGUUUUUCCCAGCUGAGAGAGAACUGCUGCAUCCUGGAAAGAGCGUCGGCUUAGGAGCUGGGAAGCCAGUCACUCUGUGAUCCUGAAUGAACCACUGCCCUCCUCUGUGCCUCCGAUCUCUCCCUAGUAGAUUUGCGGAUAAUAAUGUGUGGCCCCUACCUCACCGGGUUAUUACAAGGAAAGAACUUUGUAAACCUUACGGCCCAAUAGAAAAGUGAACAAUAAACAGAGGAAGUUAAUUCCUGAUUCCUUGCCACUCCCUACACUUGUCUCAACAUAUCCCUUAUUACUUUCCUGAAUUUCAUAAUCAUUCCAUCCCUUCCUUCAUAAAUAACUAGGACCUCAAUUAGUAGUAUCCUCAGUUCCCUGACGUAUUUAUGUUUUCACGUGCCUGUUUACGUAUUUUAUAGCAAAGGCAGCCUAUAUGCACCAUUCUUCCCUCUUUUACGAUAGGGGAGUCCUAUCACAUGUUCCUGGGGACGGAACUGCACAGAGAAAUGGGCUUGUAGCCCUUUAGUUGCCUCUAGCUUCUCCUUUAAAAUUAGCAUCUCAGUGAGUGUCAGGAUCACAAGCCCUUCUUUGGAAUGCUUAUGGUGAGAACUCUAUCCUUAGGGAAAUAGGAAAGAAUCUGAUCCCCUGGCAAAGUGUUUCAGUGAGCUCUCUUUACGUCUCACUUUACUUCAUAUUCCAUCCAACCUGUUUUAAAGUCAAAGGCUUUGCUCUGGCCAUCUUUAAUAAAGGAGAAAAGGCAUUCUUGUGCCGUGAGGAAAAGCCCAUGACCCUGGGGCUUAAAAAGAGAUUUUAAAUAGUUACCCUUCCCAAAAAAAAAGAAAAAAAAUGCCAAUCUUAAUUUGUUUAUAAUUUCUCAUCAUGUCACCUGCUGUCAUUUCCCAGCAUCAGCUUUUUGGAGAGUAAAGGCCUGAAAAUCGGGCCUUUGUGCAUCAGGACUGCUGCAAUCCCAUCCACAACCAUGAGUUUUGUUUUCCUGGAAGAAUGGAUAAGUGACCUCAGCAUACCCCCAUUGGUACAGCUGUCCUAAGGGAAUGGGAACCUUUCUGAAUAACAUCCUGUUCUCUGAGUGCAUAUAUAAACUGGAUACAUGCAGCGCCACACCUUAUCAGACAAACUGUAUAUUAAAUAUCUGGAUUCAUUACAGCUGUUGUCACUGUUAAUCAUUGCAAAGGUUUGAUAUGGGUUGUUGGCUUGAAUUUAGGAGUGACAUCUGCUCUGAUAAUUUUUAGAAGAGAUCCUUCUGUAGGUGGAAAGCUAAAGUGAUAUAAUUACCCAUCAGCCAUCAGUCAAGCAUCUUGUGGGAGAGGCUGUUGGCUCCAGCUGUUGAGAGCAGUGGUAGACUAAGAACAAACUCAUAGAACUUGUUUGAAUUGUUAAAUUGAUCUAUUUUGGAUCCCUGGGCAGAGGCCAUGUAAUAUUCCAGAGUGUGCAGUCAACACCAAAAGGGAACAUUUGAAAGUUAUAUAUCACCUAAAGAGAAUCCCUCUUUUAUGACACCAGUAAACAUCUUGGGUAUAUUGAUCCAAUUAUAGCUGAUACUUCUGUGCUUUAUCAACAUAAAAUACUAUCCAGGAAAAAUGAUAAAAUUUUUCCUCAUGGUGAAUAAGCAAGGACAGACCAGACUUUCUAGAUACUAUGAACAUAUAGAAAUCAAUAAGAGAACUAUUCUGGAAGCAGAUGUCAUCAAAACAUGCUUAUCACGGUCCAAGGAACAAUGCUCUUUUAUCGAGUAUAAGGAUUUUAAGCUCAUAUAUCGGCAGUAUGCAGCUCUCUUCAUCGUAGUUGGAAUCAACGAAACGGAGAAUGAAAUGGCUGUAUAUGAAUUCAUCCAUAAUUUUGUGGAAGUUUUGGACAUGUAUUUCAGCCGAGUGAGUGAAUUAGAUGUAUCCUUUUCAAUAUUGUGUGCCUAUUUGCAUGUCCACUAUGCAAAGACUCUCCUGUGACUAAGCGGGCAGGAUAACAGCUCUACACGACCUGGCCACAACCUAUCUAUCUUUUCGAGCCGCUGGAUAUUACUGCCCCUUCUAGCCAAAUUUGCCCUCUCUUUGUUCCUCACACAUAAUUUCGUAUAUCUUGUCUCAAUAUCUUUGCUGAAUAGCAGUUCCUCAUGGCUGGGAUGAUAGGAUAACUUCCUAAGUUAGUGCCCUCCUUCCAAAAUUAUCUUGCAUUUAACUGCUAAUAAAAUAAUAUUUAUUAUCUGUUUAUUUAUGCUGUAAGUAUUUUUAUAUGUACUUAUCUUCUCCAUUAGAAUAUAAGCUUAAGAAUUAACAAAUAAGAACUAUGUGUCAUUAUUUGUACUUGCAUCCCUAGAGCCUAACAGUAUGUAAAUACCCUCUCCUAGAUCACUGCUUUGAAGGCAAAAGAAGAGAAUGAUAGAAGAUGAGACAAUUCCUUAGUAUCUGGAUUACAAUACUUGCUAACGGAGUUACAGAGGAUUGAAAGUGGCAAUAAUAGGGGGUUGAGAUGGGGAUGAUUUGUAUUAAUAGAAUUUUUGCAUAAAUGAUUUUAACACCUCAAGGAACAAUUCAUGACAAAGAAAAUUUCAAAUGAAAAGAGAGAUCCAUAAUAAACAAUUUAUAGCAAAAUGCA
This is a messenger RNA of Antechinus flavipes (yellow-footed antechinus), 3320 nucleotides long. RefSeq names its product adaptor related protein complex 4 subunit sigma 1 (gene AP4S1). Gene Ontology annotation, biological process: vesicle-mediated transport; protein transport. Lineage: Eukaryota; Metazoa; Chordata; Mammalia; Dasyuromorphia; Dasyuridae. Bases 2309 to 2674 code for a protein of 121 amino acids. The transcript has 9 exons. Gene Ontology annotation, cellular component: intracellular membrane-bounded organelle. The record is from RefSeq and is a predicted model, not a curated record.